AUGUUGAACUUUGAAAUUGACAAUAAUUCUAUGUUACCACGAGAAUUUGUAUUGAAAAAUGUUGGAAGGGAUGGUGAAAACGAAAUAUUUGGAGAAUUUUUUGAGGUGGAUAGUUUUGACCAGCUUUCCUUUAGGUUUAGCAAUGCGUUAAAUGAAAUGUUAGCUCAUGAAAAUGAAGAAGAUAGUGAAAUAGAAUCAUAUGCGGGAGAAAGGAAUGAAAUAAUUCCAAAUGAUAUUGAUGGAGGACCCACUUGCAAACAAUCCAAUGUACAAUCUGUUUCGUCAAUAACACCUUGUGUAAUAAUUGAUAAUAUUCAAGGUCGAGGUAAAAAAUCAAACUGUGAUAGAUUACAUGAACAAGAUGUCACAAAAGGAAUCAAUUUUAUUGCAAAUUGGCUUAUUAAGAUUUCAUAUACAGAUGAAGAUUCAAAAAAAAAAGAAAUUUUGAAUUCUAUUGUAGAAGCUAUUCUCCCUUUUCUCCCUACACCUUUAACUAAAACUACAUCUUCAUUGACAAAAUCUGACGAAACUCUUAGCCUUUUCGUCAUACAAAUUCUUUUUCUUGAUACAUUUUCAAAAAAUAAAUUACAAGAUGUUGAUAUAGAAACAAUUAAUUGUGAAAGUUUGGGACGAAAAUUCGGAAUUAAGCUCUGGAAAUCACGUGAAGCAACAAAUGAGAAAAAAGAAUUACUGAGCUCACCAGGAUCACUUUUUGAAUAUUAUCAUGCAUUUCCGAAUUUCAUCACAGAGUUUUUUGGGGGAAUGUUAAUGGAGAUCUAUAAACGAAAACUAGCUGUUAAUAAUAGAAAAAGAAAACAACGAGGAUAA
Molecule: messenger RNA, 828 nt
Organism: Rhizophagus irregularis DAOM 181602=DAOM 197198
Lineage: Eukaryota; Fungi; Glomeromycota; Glomeromycetes; Glomerales; Glomeraceae
Source: RefSeq, a predicted model, not a curated record